AUGUCAUCUUCAACUAAUCACCAGGAUGAAUUUACUCAUCAGUUCACUCAUUCUGAAUUUGAAAGACGUAAUAGUAUAGUUUACGGAUCUGUUGGAAAAGGUGGAUUAUAUAUCCCCCAGGAUUUCAUUAAGAAGCCAUCCCUGGCAUUUGAAAGCGAUGAUGAAAUUGAGUCCACUCCUUUAUUAGCUUCAGCAGCAGGCAGGAAAAAGUCAACCAUUGAUCGAGAUAUUAUUAACCAAGAACGUGAAUUUUUAAAGGAUAAUCACAUAGCUAUAUCACAAAACGAAGAUGAAGAAGUUGUAAGAGAAACUUUCGAAAACGUUGUUAAAUCCAAAGCAUUACCCAAAACCAAGCCAAUGGUGGAAUUAAAACAUUUAGUUAAAUCUUCCAUUCCUUUGGUUUUAACAUUUCUUUUACAAAAUUCCUUAUCAACGAUUUCUGUUGUAUCGGUUGGUCAUUUAGGUGCUACCGAAUUAGCAGCCGUUUCUAUGGGUGCAAUGACAGCAAAUAUCACUGGAUAUGCCACAAUUCAAGGAAUUGCUACUGCUUUAGAUACUUUAUGUCCUCAAGCCUUUGGAGCUCAAAGAUAUCAUUUGGUUGGAGGCUAUUUCCAAAAAUGUACUGCUUUAAUUUUCACUGUUAUGUUACCAAUCUUAUUUCUUUGGUCUUUCUUCGGUUAUGAAGUCAUUUGCUUAUUAGUUCCUGAUAAAGAAACAGCCAAAUUAUCAGCUGAAUAUUUGAAAUACCUUGUUCCUGGUAUCCCUGCCUAUAUUUUAUUUGAAUGUGGUAAAAGGUUCUUACAAGCUCAAGGUGUUUAUCAUAUUUCAACGUAUGUUUUGUUUAUUGCAGCACCAUCCAAUGUUUUCAUGAACUUCUUUUUUGUAAGUAAGAUCGGUUACAUUGGAGCUCCCGUGGCUGUAGCUAUUAAUUAUUGGAUUAUGGCUAUUGGAUUAUUAAUUGGAACUUUAUAUUUUGUUAAGCCAGAACAAACUAGUUCAGGCUUAUCACCAUUAGUCUGCUGGGGUGGAUUAGAUUUGAAGAAAGCUUUCAGUUCAUGGAGAAAGUUAUUAGGUUUAGCUAUUCCAGGUUUAGUUAUGAUUGAAGCUGAAUUUCUUGCUUUUGAGAUUUUAACUUUAAUGGCAUCUUAUUUAGGAACUGUUGCUUUAGCUGCUCAAUCUGUUGGUUCAACCAUGGCAUCUUUAACUUAUCAAGUUCCAUUUGCUAUUGGUAUUGCUGCGUCAACAAGAAUCGCCAAUUAUCUUGGAGCUGGUUUAAGUGGACCUGCUGAAGUAGCUACCAAAGUAGCUUUAGUUUUUGGAUUAUUCAUUUCCAUUUUCAAUUUCAUUGUGUUAUUCACCUUUGAUAGACAAAUCGCUGAUAUAUUCACUGACGACGAAGAAGUCAUUGCCACCAUUCAAGAAGUUAUGUGGUUAAUUGCAUUAAUGCAAGUCUCCGAUGCUAUGAAUGCCAAUUCUGCCGGUUGUUUGAGGGGUCAAGGACAAACCAAAAUCGGUGGAUAUGUUAAUUUAUUUUCUUACUAUGUGGUAGGAAUCCCAUUAUCUAUCUACAUUUCCUUUUAUUCACCUUGGAAAGGUUCAUUGCAUGGACUCUGGAUCGGAUCUGUCACAGCUUUGACUAUAAUUGGUGUCGUUCAGAGCUAUUUUGCUUUGUUUGCAGACUUUGAUAAAUUAUGUGAAGACGCCAGAAAUAGAACUAAUAAUGAAAUUAACGUUUAA
Molecule: messenger RNA, 1737 nt
Organism: Yamadazyma jaroonii
Lineage: Eukaryota; Fungi; Ascomycota; Pichiomycetes; Serinales; Debaryomycetaceae
Source: the annotation of a GenBank genome assembly